CACAAACUCUCAUUCAUCUGAUUCUUCUUGCACUUUAAAUCCCAAGAACUGCAGCAAAUAAAGAGAGAAUUCUAACGAUGUCAUCGGCGAUUGCUCAACUCUCAUGUUUCUCUUCCGUAAUUUACAACCGCCGACUGCAGCUCAACUGCGGAUCAUAUUCCCGCACCGCCAGUUUUGGCCGCGGAAGGGUUUCAAAUGUUAUGAGCAGUGAUGGACGUGGUAGUGAAGUAUCCAACUUGGCUGAUAAGACCACGCCAAGUUACGUAGAAGAUUCAUCAAAAUCACAUGGGAGCUCUACAAAGGCAGAUCCCCUUACAGAAGGUUUUGUUAUUGGAGAAUCGAAUGGGCGCAUACAGGAACAAGUCAAUAGCCAACCAAAAAGGGGAGCAAAGAUUCACGAUUUUUGUUUUGGGAUCCCCUUUGGCGGGCUUGUCCUAAGUGGGGGACUUCUUGGCUUUAUUCUCUCAAGAAACCCUGUUACUUUGAGCACUGGUGUGCUUUUUGGAGGUGCUUUAUUGGCACUUAGCACUUUCAGUUUGAAGGUUUGGAGACAAGGAAAAUCCAGCUUACCAUUCAUACUGGGUCAAGCAGUGUUUGACUCUAGCCUCUUCAAUAGGCUCAUGUCUAUGUUCUUAGGGCUUGUGCAUACUCUCUAUGGCCCUUCUGUGGAAGAAUGUUCAGGCCUAUUCACUGUCUAAAAGACUCUUCCCUGCAGUUUUUAAUGCUGUCAUCAGUGCUGCGAUGCUCUGCUUCUAUUCCUAUGUGGUGAUAUCUGGAGGUAAUCCUCCACCAAAGAAGUUGAAGUCUCCCGCAUCUGUUGAAUCAUUGUAGGCUAUCUAAAGAUGAGACAAUCUGUGGCUUUCAUUGGAAACAUUUGCUCUUUUGCCCGUGGAGGUAAGUUUAUAUGUGAGUAAGAUCAAAUUUUAUCAUUAUGGGAGUUUUCAAGUCUGAAUUUCAAGUACCUGAAGUACAUGUUGAGAUAGGAGCAAAUGAUGAUCAGGAUGUGUAACAUAGAUUUGUACCUCAACAAACGUAUAAUUAUGGAUAUAUAAUCAGAAACCUGCCUGAAUAAAUGUCAACUUUCCACUCUUGAGUUGUCAUCUAUGUAAUUCAUGUAGAAAUCAGUAUUGACCUGAA
Molecule: messenger RNA, 1137 nt
Organism: Sesamum indicum (sesame)
Lineage: Eukaryota; Viridiplantae; Streptophyta; Magnoliopsida; Lamiales; Pedaliaceae
Product: protein FATTY ACID EXPORT 1, chloroplastic
Biological process (GO): fatty acid transport
Cellular component (GO): chloroplast inner membrane
Molecular function (GO): fatty acid transmembrane transporter activity
Source: RefSeq, a predicted model, not a curated record